Molecule: messenger RNA, 975 nt
Organism: Hemisphaericaspora subhashii
Lineage: Eukaryota; Fungi; Ascomycota; Pichiomycetes; Serinales; Debaryomycetaceae
Product: deoxyhypusine monooxygenase
Exons: 1
Coding region: 1-975 (324 amino acids)
Biological process (GO): peptidyl-hypusine biosynthetic process
Molecular function (GO): deoxyhypusine monooxygenase activity
Source: RefSeq, a predicted model, not a curated record
AUGACUACUAGUGAGAUCAACAUAGACACAGCUACUUUAGAACAAUUACGAGAUGUUCUUAUAAACAAAUCAGGUGAUGUUAAACUUGCCAAUCGUUUUAGAGCUUUAUUCAAUUUAAAAUCGAUUGGAUCAGAACAAGAAACCAAUGCAGAAAAUGCUGAUAAAGCGAUCGAAUACAUUGCUGAAUCAUUCAAGGAUAAUUCUGAAUUAUUAAAACAUGAAGUUGCCUAUGUUAUGGGCCAAACCAAGAAUUUACAUGCUGCACCUUAUUUACGACAAGUAUUGGAUGAUUUGGAUCAACAAAUUAUGGUCAGACAUGAAGCUGCUGAAGCUUUGGGUGCAUUAGGGGAUUCUGAAUCUUUACCUUUGUUGAAGAAAUAUUAUGAUGAAGAUCCUGCUUUGGAAAUUAGACAAACUUGUGAAUUGGCAAUUGAAAGAAUUAAUUGGGAAAAUAGUGAUGCUGCAAAGAAUGAAACUUUGGAAAAGAGUUUAUAUACUUCUAUUGAUCCUGCACCUCCAUUACCUACUGAAGAGGAUAACGAUUCUUCUAAUAUCAGUGCCAAGAUUGAAAAAUUGAGAUUAAUUUUAAAUGAUCAAUCAAGACCUUUGUUUGAAAGAUAUAGAGCGAUGUUCAGAUUAAGAGAUCUUGGAUCAGAUGAAGCUUGUUUAGCAUUAGCUUCAGGAUUUGAAGAUCCAAGUGCGUUAUUUAAACAUGAAAUCGCGUAUGUUUUCGGACAACUAUGUAAUCCUGUCACUGUUCCUUCUUUGAUUAAGGUUUUGCAAGAUGAAAGAGAAGCAGGUAUGGUUAGACACGAAGCUGCGGAAGCUUUGGGAUCUAUUGCUACUGAUGAAUGUUUGCCUGUGUUACAAAGUUUCCUCGAGGAUAAGGAACAAGUGGUUAGGGAUUCUGCGGUUGUGGCUUUGGAUAUGUAUGAAUAUGAAAACUCAAAUGAAUUGGAAUAUGCCACUGUUUAG